Molecule: messenger RNA, 3034 nt
Organism: Bombyx mandarina (wild silkworm)
Lineage: Eukaryota; Metazoa; Arthropoda; Insecta; Lepidoptera; Bombycidae
Product: glutamate receptor ionotropic, kainate 2
Biological process (GO): monoatomic ion transport
Cellular component (GO): membrane
Molecular function (GO): ligand-gated monoatomic ion channel activity; signaling receptor activity
Source: RefSeq, a predicted model, not a curated record
UAUCAUCGAAUAAUGACAUCAAUAAAAAUUGAAAUAGUUUUAAUUUUAUUAGAAUUAUAUAUAAAAUUUAGUGCUGCAUUACGUUCUACCUCUUUACCUAUAGGUGGUCUCUUUAACGGACUCACCCUGCCGAGUUCGGUACGAGUUUUCGAGAAAAUGGUACAGAAAAGCAGUACGGGAUUCUAUCACGGAAGAUCUUUAGAAUCCAGUGUAAUUGAUAGCUAUUCGAUAUCUUUGGAAAUGUGCCCGUUUACUUCUGAUAAUCAUGGUAUAGCAGCAUUAAUAGACGCGCGGCCUACUGAUGGCAUCUGUGAUACAAUCUGCUUACUAUGCAACAGAUAUAAUGUAUCUCAUUUAUCAAUAGGCUGGGAAACAACCGAAACCUUGCCCACAGAUUUGUUUACAUUCCAAUAUCAUCCACCUCCGAAUUUGAUAUCUAAGGCGUACAUAGAGCUGAUAAAGUUUUUGCAGUGGGAUAAGUUUACUAUUCUCUAUGAAAGCGAAAAAAGCUUUAAAUAUCUUGAAGAGAUAAUCAAUAAUUGGGGCAACCCCAAUGAACCGAUUUUGUUCAGAAAAUUAGAUCCUGAAGGAGAUAACAGAGAAGCAUUUAAAGAACUCAUCAAGGUUGCGCAUAUGAAUUACCAUAUACUAGAUUGCCAUUUUAGCAAUGUACACAAAUAUAUGAUGGAAAUCACCCAAGUUGAAAAUUCGACAGAAUAUUUGAGCUUCAUCUUGACAAGUCUAAAUGCAUAUAGUUUAAAUUUUCAUGAACUACCGGCUCUCAUGGCAAAUGUAUCAACUCUGCAUCUGACAACACACAUUAAUGAUGUCAAGUGGAAAGAUUUAGGCAUUAAUACGGAUAAUGAACCAAUUCAGUUGGAAACUGCGCUAGUAGCUGACGCUAUAAAUCACGUCGAAAAAGCCAUAAGAGGGAUGAUGGGUGAUUCUAGAAGCUUUAAUUUUAUGAACGUUCCGCCUCCUCCAGAGCUGUGUGUUAGAGGCUCUAAAACUGAUUACGAAGAGGUUGCAUGGCCAUUGGGAAACGAAUUACGGGCUGCUUUAACUCAGACUACAAUCAAAGGUUUUACAGGCUUCAUAGAUUUCGAUGAAUUUGGUAGACGAAAAAAUUUUCAUUUACAUUUUUCGAAAUUGGAUGGAAACAGUCGUUUUGUAUCUGCUGGCUCUUGGGAUUCCAGAACCAACAUAAUAACGACAGAGCGGAUUGUGAAUGAUCGUUCAAAAGUACUGAAACCUAACUCUAAAAUAAGGAUUGCGACUAAAAAGGACCUUCCGUAUUUUGAAAUAGUGGAAAACUCAAACGGAACUUUUUAUAGAGGAUUCGUUGUUGAUCUUAUCGAAGCAAUAUUUAAACAAAUUAAGAACGAAACGAAUAUAGAACUAGAAUAUGAAUUUUAUAAAGUGGCUGAUAAUAAACUUGGAAAUCCCAUCCCUGAAAGUAAGAAGUGGGACGGUAUAAUAGGAGACCUCAUUGAACAUAAAGCAGAGCUCGGUGUUGCCGAUUUAACUGUAACUGCGGAAAGACUCGCAGCUGUGGAUUUUUCGACGCCAUUCAUGGUUUUGGGCGUAAGCAUGUUGUUUAAGCAAACAGAACCACCUCCGCCGGAUAUGUUUUCUUUUAUGAAACCGUUGUCGUUGGACGUUUGGCUUUAUCUGGCAACUACUUUUAUAGUUAUUUCGUUUAUCUUGCUUAUUUGUGCAAGAAUGAGCCAAGACGACUGGGUGAAUCCACAUCCGUGCAAUUUGGAACCUGAAAGCGUUCAAAAUAUAUGGAGUUUAUAUAACUGUAUGUGGCUAAAUGUGGGUGCCAUAAUGACACAAGGUUGCGACAUAUUACCACGAGGACCGGGCUCUCGAUGGGUGGUUGGAGUGUGGUGGUUUUUCUCUAUGAUCGUAACAGCUUCGUAUAUGGCGAACAUGUCAACUUUCAUGAGGAACAAUCGACGUAACAACGACAUCGAAGAUGUGAAAGCCCUCUCUGAACAAACAAAGGUUUCAUAUGGAGCCGUGCAGAAUUCAGCCACCUACAAGCUUUUCAAAAAUUCGAAUGACACUAUUUAUAAGAAGAUUUCGAUGGUCAUGGACACGUCCAGACCAUCGGUAUUUACGCUUUCCAAUGAGGAUGGAGUGAACCGUGUGCUUAAAGGAAAAGGGAAAUAUGCAUUCUUCAUGGAAUCUUCAGCUAUCGACUAUUAUACAAAAAGACACUGCAAUUUGAAAAUGGUUGGCCCUAAAUUGGAUUCGAAAGAAUACGGAAUAGCUAUGCCAAAAAAUUUUCCUCGGCGAAGUUUAAUAGACCACGCGAUAUUGUCUCUGCAACAAAUAGGGGAAUUAACAAGAUUGAAGACGAAAUGGUGGGAAAUUGAAGACAACGUGGCACAUUGCGAGGUCACUUCUUACUUGUUUGAGUAUACUUGGGACAUGCCCAAGAUGAUUAGUAGUUUCCCUAAUACCAGGAAGGCCUGGAAUUUGUUCCUAUUACUAUUCCAGAAAAAGUAUAAACUUCUCUUUAGUUUUGAGUCAAAACACGUGACCUUCUACGAAGCCCUAAUUAGGGAGUGGCGUGUUUCCCUGAAUCCCAGGGAGCUUCACAAACAAGCGGCGCCGCCAGGAUCAGCGAUUCCUGCCUCCACCACACCGUCUACUCAAGGAGCUCUAUCUUAAUAUAUUAAUAUUAUAGAGCUAUGUCUGUAAUGAGAGCAGCCGCAUCGACUUUUAUUAACUUUGCGGAGAUUUAUUGAUCACCUAAUCUUUAUUGUAUAUCAUUUAAUCUAGGGGUACAUUUAAAAUAUGUACAUAUUAUUUAUGAAUAUCAGGAAAACGAUUUAUUGUUCAAAAUUACGUGCACUUUGAAGCGAUAUUCUGUGUUUAGUGCAAGUUUACUUCCUAAUGAAUUCUGUUUGUAGUUAAAUAUUAAAAAUUGGUUCUUCAUUGGUAAAUUUAAUAUGAACAUAAUGUUAACUACGCUUAAUAUAACAUUAGACCAGAUUGAUAUGUUUCACGAACACAAUAGUCU